Molecule: messenger RNA, 5354 nt
Organism: Toxoplasma gondii ME49
Lineage: Eukaryota; Apicomplexa; Conoidasida; Eucoccidiorida; Sarcocystidae
Exons: 2
Coding region: 1104-4571 (1155 amino acids)
Source: RefSeq, a predicted model, not a curated record
AACUGUACGGACCCUCCCAGCUCCAUCCACUGCACGACGACACCCUUGCCUGACUGCGUAGUCGAUCCAAGUACAAAGCGACACGCGAGCAACAUGAGAUAAACGUAUCUGACCACUCUAGUUUGCCUUGGCGAGUAUUUUUUUGACGACAUGUGAGGUGUCUACUUUUGGAACGUUUCCAGCAAGCGGUUCAAUUGAAGAGACGCAUUGGCGUUAUUUCGUGCAGCUUCCGUAGCUCGUCGAGCGUCUUGAUCCUCAGUCGCAGACAGCAUCUCAGUUUCCUUGUGGCAUGUGAGCGACCGAUUCAGUCACCGAACGGGUUUUUUUGUCGAUACGCUGCGUGCCAACAAAUUCAGGCUUCAUUGCUAGGUCGAAUGAGCCACUGGAUGCCAGUCAAGCCCCGAUUCGUGACAACUGCGAGUAACACCAUUCGUUCAUAGGAAGAGCCAGCCUUUCAAAAGUAUCUAUCGUCACUCCCCCCCAGGAAUGGAUGCGUGACAUCGGCAGAAAGUGCUGGAAAAGUACUCGUGUCACUGUUAGUGGAUUUAACAUUUUCGCGUCCAUCGACGAUGCUGGACCUUCAUUUUCCGUUUGCUGCCGUCACGGCUUCUGUACCGUUUGCUGCAGUUGCUGCCUGCGUGUUUACGCAGUGUUCCUCGCUGAGAGCUUUUCAGUUUUUCCAUUCCGAGGCUCAGCCUCUGUUGUUCAGAGCUCCAAUUCAGACCCUCAGCGACUACCAAACGCAUGCUCAUUCGUGUGGCUGAAGGCCCGUAGGUCGCCGCGACGCUAGCUCGUCGGACAAGGCAACAGCGAUAUUAACUUACUGACUUUAGGAACCGUGACCCGCGUUCAGGGGGAUCCUCACAACGGCCGUUUCACCUUUUGGUGCGUCCGACAGCGCAGACGGGCGUUCCUGUAUGAAUUUGACCAGAACUUACCGGGCGGACUGGCCUGAGUGUGCAUUGGCAGUUUCUCAUCGUGCGGUGAAACCGCCGAGCAUGCUAACGUUCUUCUUGGAAGCUGAUGCCGGUUUGUCGAAUUUGGUUUUUUUUUUCGUUUCGCUUCUUCUGCCAACUGACAGCGUGUUCUGAUGCCCCGCCGGUAUGACGGCGACUGCCCAGCACACACAGCUCACACUACAAAAUAGUGUAUUGCGGCGUUACGUUUCCGCUGACCAGGGACAGCGCCUGCGUUAUUACACCAGACCGGCACAAAGGAUUUCACUUGGAUUUGCUAGGUCAUCUCUGCAUGCUGGAUCAGACCUUUGUGCUUCACCCCAUGAUUCGCCGUGCUGCAUUCCCGUGAAUGUUGGCAGCAGAGACGGCGCCAACCACCAGUUCAUUGUGCUUGCGGGUGUCCACGACACUCUUCCGGAACACCAGAGGGGGCGCUCUGCAGGAAAUACGAGAUAUUGUCGGGCAUCUGGUUGGUGUGGAACUACACUUCCAGGGAAGUCUGCUGGACUGUGUAGAUCAGGUGAAGGCCAAGUUAUUGAUAUUUUUGAUGAAGCCGCCGUUGAUAAAUGCAGCUCUGUCCGUCGCAAAUUGUCACGACCGCGCAGCUCAUUUGACGGAUGCAGAGCAUCAGGGAAGGACUUGAUCUUUAGCUCACAGAGGUCCUGCAGUGACACACCGCGAAGGCAGCCGUCUCGGGACAGCGAGGACGUGAAUACUUUUCGAGACAAGCGGUCACAGUCGUGGGGAUCGCGAGCGAGCUGCCUCUUAUCCUCGCGCUCUCUCUCACCCCGGUGUGUCCACAUGGAUGGAUACUUGGUUACAAGGGACUCUGAAGCCUCCGCGGCUGUAGUGCCGUUUGGCUAUGACAUUUCUGUGCCCGCCAGCGGUGUAUCGCCUGUGCAGGUCGUGACGCCGGUCGUGGCAAAACCUGAGACAGAGGUAGACGUUGUGUCGUCCCGUGCACACCCACCGAGGCAAGAUUCGGCUCCUCAGACAGACUACGUGUGGUCGUGGGAGCGUCGGCCGCCUCCACCGGAGUCUGUUGAGCCUCCGACCCUCCAAAGGGACAUUUCGAUUGGCGCUGCGACACUUCUCUCCCUCACAAACCCCAGUGCGUUGCCUGCGUCGGUAGCGGUUGCACAAGGAUCCGCCCUGCCGUUGGUGCAGGGAACAGGACGCAGUGGACCGGGAGAGGGAAGCGUGUUGACGAAUGUCCGGGCCAUGUGCGAGUCGAUUGAGCUGGCUCGCGCUCUCGCGAGCGUGUACUAUACUUCCGACAAGCCGCUUGUUAUGUCUUCCUUUCAUCGGCAUCCGGAGGUCGUCAGCGUUCUCGAAGAUCUUCGACAAAUGCGGACAGUUCUAGUUGACUCGGUUGAAAGACUUCAAUUACAAGAGCUGGAGGAAGCCUUGCAGGUCGCGUGCAUGCGAAGCCUGGAGGAGGAGGCAAAUGCGGGAGGGGAGGUCGAGGCUGCAGAACUUGCAAUGAAGCGCCAGUUAGCUCUCAACAAAGAUAGCGAGGGCGGCUCUUCUGCUCUUGCAGGUGCUGGUGCGUUUGUGGUUGAGGCUGCUUCGAAGCUGGGCGGUUGCAUACGACAGGCAACGUCGGAACUCUUGGGCAUCGACAGGAGUUCGAAGGCACCAAAACCUUCGUCGAGCGGAAGUGAAACGGACUCAGCGACCUCAGCACGAAACGAGAACCGUAGCAGCCUCUCCACUGACCACUCGGUCAGCAAAUUCAGCUCCUGUUGGUCUGCCACCGCUGAUUCUUCCUUGCAAAGUACGAGAGAACCACGAACCACCACACUCCAGUCGUCAAGAGGCAGUGGUUCCAGCGCGUCUGCAGGCUCAGAGGAUAAAAACGUUCUCAUGUUAGAGGCAAUUGACGAGCUACGCGAAAACGACCCAGGCCUGCCUAGAGAGAGCCGUCGUUUGCCCGCUGGCACUCGGAUAGACCCUGCCGCACCGCCAACACCACCGGUCAACGGGAAGGAGGAUCGGGUAUUGGGAAGGCGACAGCAGCCGCGUACGAUCCGAGGACGUCACGACCGACGCGGCCGCAUGUUUGGAGGUGGCAAGACUAGGACUGCCGAAACGGAUUUUGAGACCGCAUCAUUCGCUGCACUGACUCCGGACCAGUCGAUAGCGGAGCCCCUUUCACGGAAAGGCAACAGCCGCUCAUUAUUGGGGGGAAUGAAACGAGGCCGAUCCAUGCCUGAAACUGGGUCGCGGGCGUCGGCAAGCCGCCAGGAAGCUGCUCCCCCACCUCCUCCGCUCGUUGUUGCGCCGGGAGUCUACGUAGUCGGUGAAGCGUCAGACCGAAGACACGCCCACUGGCGGAAUUGGGGUAGGCGCUGGUCUCAUUCGGGUGUUCGAAUAGACGAUAAGUCGGGAGCAGCGAAGGCGUUUCAAGACUUCCGGACCUUGGAAGCUGCCAGACAGUUGGGGAGUGAACUGGCCGUGACUGCUGCAGGGAACGCAGCAGCUGCUGCUGCAGGUGCCGCGGCACGAGACGCUGAAUCCCAGGCACCCCGCUGGCAUUUUCGGCGGGGUAGCCGUCGCAAGAGUUCAUCCGGAACACGAUCAACUCAGGGCAGGUGCGAUGCAGUCGGCGCUACGCCGCUUCUUUCCGUGCCGCAAUCAGGUCAAGCCAUCUCCACCACACCAGGUCAGCAGCUUACACCGUCUAUUGAGGCGCCGGUUGACUGCAGCACUGGAAUGGCUGGGGGUGCAGCAAGACAUGUGCCAAGUGGAGUGUGGGUCGAGACGUUUGCUCCCACGGAUGAACCAGGAAUCAGCUCCCUACACUCUCUCGCGGCGAAGAGGGAUUCGUCAGGACCACUGGAAUUGAUAUUGCUUCGGCCAAUUCCAGGACGCCCUCGUUCGGCAUCCCAUACGCAGGGUGGCGCUGUUUCUGCAAGCGGGAAGACAGGCGGGAAACCCAGUAUCUCUGGCAGGGACCCCCAAACCACGAGGCAAAGUCGAUCCCGGUGGCUUACCUUCAGGCUCCGCAAGCGACACAGAAAGUCUGGAAUUGCCAAUGUCGACGGAGUGGCGGAGUCGAAUAGCGUGCAAACGCGAGAAUUCAAAUAUCAAUCGGAGCCGCGCGCCUCGCGGAACGGCAGAAACGAAACGCGAUCUCUUUCCCGAGAGGCCGAUACAGGCAACGAGAGGAAGGAUUAUGGACUAGAGGUGUCGAAAAAUCGCAAAGCAGGGGCCUGGUUCAGACACGCGUUUUCCAUGUCGAAGCACCGAGUAAAUAAAGAUGCCGGAAACAUCGACGCCGAUCAGGAACGGACGAAACACGCUGACUCUCUCAUGUCGUGUCUAACUAUGCCAGAGGAAACGACCUCCGCGAUGCGUACAGGAAGUCUGCUGAGUCGUGAGAGCAUGACCAGCAGAAGCCACGAGGAAGAGGACCGAGAGCGGCACAGCGAUUUGAGUAGCGGAAUUGAGACGCUGACUUCAAACAGCGGCGAUUACCGUUCAUCAGCGAAUAGACUGUCACACGGGAUGUGGUUGACCCGAAAGCUCUCAAGCCUGCGCUCCAGAAAAGGGGGGAAGAAUCAUAGUCCCCACCAGGACGAUUGCGUGGCUCGUGCAAUUGAAACGUCGUAGGAUACGAGAGGCACUGAAGAUGGUAUUAUUAAGGAGCAUAAUCGUCGGGCGAACGGCAUUCGCACAGGGCCACCGUCAUGAAAGAGCAUCGUUUCAGCGUUGAGAUAGAUGUAGGGUUUUCUGAGAAGCACGCCGUUCAUGAGACGAACGGCGAUACGACAAGUACAGUCGGCACGAGCUUGAGUUGUGUGGUUGAGCUUCCUUGUGACUUCGUCCUUCAGUUUUUUUCGCUGAAUGUGAAAUAUAGAAGGACCGCAGAAAGGUGCAGGUGUGGGAUACACUGCAGGAGAAAUCGUUUUUUUUGUGCACGAGAGAGAGCCCCAUCUUGAGGGAGAGCUUUAAUCUAGUUGCUUACACCCUUCAGCUGCGAGGGAAAACGACUGGUAGAUGGAGCCCUCUCCAGCCUCUUCAGUGAACCAUUCUGGGUGGUUUGGUUUCUAUAGUGUGGAAACCGAACAUCUAGAUCAGUUUUUAAGGGACACAUCAUGUCGUCACUUCCCGUUCGUUGACUUUGCAGCAUGCAGGGCGAAAAGUGGUGGGCUUGGCGUUACGUGGACUGGCUGCGUGUCGCGUGCACUGCAUGUGAGCUUCAAGGGGGUUUCCAAGGUGUCCUCAAGGAGCAUAAAGCCUUGUUUGAAGUAGAUAUUGUCUCAGAUACUUUGCGUGGGUACAAAAGUUUCCCACCGUCGUGACGUGGACUUACGACAAAACUCGAGCCUCGCCUUUUUCGCCGGCUACCCGUGACGUUUGAGAAAUCGUGGGAUCUGCACAAAGGCUCCGAAG